AUGAUUGUUAUUCCCUUCCAAAAAAAUAUUCAAAAGAAUUCGGCAGCAUUUAAUAUGUGUAAAAUGGAAAGAAGAGCAAGUUUAUUUUUAACUCAAUCAAUCACUACUCAAUUAAACGAGUGA
Diversispora eburnea is the source of this 123-nucleotide messenger RNA. The record is from the annotation of a GenBank genome assembly. Lineage: Eukaryota; Fungi; Glomeromycota; Glomeromycetes; Diversisporales; Diversisporaceae.